Messenger RNA from Protopolystoma xenopodis, 573 nucleotides. Lineage: Eukaryota; Metazoa; Platyhelminthes; Monogenea; Polystomatidea; Polystomatidae. The record is from the annotation of a GenBank genome assembly.
AUGAUCGUGCGAAUUCUUUAUUACAAUCUAUUCACUCUUAUCCCUUACCAGCUACCUCCUGAAGAACAUCUAGAAAACGAGAAGAUUGACUUUAAAGAUGGCCCUGACAGUGAUAUAGAUGGCUGUAACUUCUUUGAUCUUUCUAUUCUUGGCAAGCGCAGCUCAGGAGUCGGCGCGGAGACUCCUGCGAAGAUGGAAGAUCGUAAUGUUAUUGAGUUUUCAGGCGAUACUUUUCCUUCUAUACAAGGCAAGUAUGUACGCCAAGGUUCGAGUUCUCCGACUAUUUAUUCUCCUGUGUCUUAUUACUUACCUAAGCUUUCUGAACAUGUAAGAAGCACAACCGACUUGGUUGGUAGUCCCGUUCAUAAGGCGUCUCCUCUACGAGAUCAACUCGAAAUGGGUGCAUCUAUGCUUUCACCCCAUGCAAGCAUGAUUACAUCUUCCGAUUCGUUCCACCUACUUGACUCGCCCACUUUAGCUGUACCUUCGCUUUGUCAAAACCCAAGGUUAGACAGUAUCGAAAAAUCUCCUCUUCUGAAUGGUCUUAUUCAGGGUGGCGAGCAUUUGUUUUGA